This is a messenger RNA of Helicoverpa zea (corn earworm), 1218 nucleotides long. RefSeq lists its product as uncharacterized. The coding region runs from base 1 to 1218 and encodes 405 amino acids. The transcript is spliced from 2 exons. The record is from RefSeq and is a predicted model, not a curated record. Lineage: Eukaryota; Metazoa; Arthropoda; Insecta; Lepidoptera; Noctuidae.
AUGUUCGUUAGCAGUUUGCCUUUCCUACUUAUUGUCUUGCAAAUGAAAACAAUUGACAGCUUCGCAUCGACGUCAAGAAAGAUGCAGCGUGCUGAACCAUUAGCAGAUGACGACGUUUUGAAACCCGACGAAUUGUCCAAAAUCAAGAGUUAUUUGUUGUCAAUGAGCCAUAUGCACGACGAUGAACCUCAACCUCCAAUAAGGGAUCCAAGCGGUUACUGUCGUUCUUUCAAUAAUUGCUACGAAUGUGUGAAAAGUAUGUGGUUUCCAUGUGGUUGGUGUCAUAACUACGGAUGCACUGAAAAUCCUGGAGCACUGUGUCCCUUGGCGGAAACUAAAGCAGACAAAUCUAAUAUAAGUGGACAAAUUCGAGCUUGUCCACACAUUGAAAGUGAAGGUCCAGUAUUAGUUCCAGGCGGUGUUCGAGUAAAUAUAAAAGUCAAAGUAUAUAUCCCUGAUCCAGCGUUAUAUGAAAAAGACAUUAUUUGCCAGGUGAAAAUUGGAACUGAACUGAACCAUCUAAAAGGGUUGAUACUCAAAGAUGUUGUAUACUGUUACCCUGCUGUUUUGAAGUCGCGUUCCAAUGAAUUCGAGGACAAUGAUAGAGGAACUUUAAUGCUUAUUUGGGGUGGUGCUCAACCUUAUUCAAACAAGGUUCCUUUGAUUGUGUACAAUUGUGAAACGUUGGCGACGGAUUGUGAAUCUUGUAGGAUAAUCCCGUCCGUGUACGGGUGCGGGUGGUGUGACCAGACAGCUAAAUGUGUGAUGGGGGUCAAGUGCUCCAACGACAUGAUGCAAUGGACAUUAAAUAGAUUGACUUGUGAAAAUUAUGAUGGAUACAACAGUACUCUAGUACAAACUAGACUGUUGGAACGCAUUGACAGCAAUGGACGAAUCGAACAUGCGCUGCCAAAAUUCUCAACACCUAUGCUAGUGAUUGACAAACUAAGUGAGAAUGGACCGAAGAUAAAUACCGUUUGCGACUGUGGAGGAAAAAUAUACAAAGAUCGUGGUUUAUUCAGAGUUGUGAACGAAAACUUUUUGUUGACAUAUUCGCUAUCGACUAAAAGUGAUGAGAAAAAUAUACUAAUGGCCAGUGAAUUACCAACUAAUGAAGAACUUGUUGAUCUGAUUAAAGAAAUUGACGAAACUAAGGACCAAGAUGGUGUAAAAUGGUGUACUAAAGAGAUUUAUGCAAACUACCACUCGAAAGCGUAA